Messenger RNA from Guillardia theta CCMP2712, 1653 nucleotides. RefSeq lists its product as hypothetical. Lineage: Eukaryota; Cryptophyceae; Pyrenomonadales; Geminigeraceae. The record is from RefSeq and is a predicted model, not a curated record. Gene Ontology annotation, molecular function: protein binding. The transcript is spliced from 13 exons. Bases 1 to 1653 code for a protein of 550 amino acids.
AUGCAGAAUAUGGAUAGUCAAUCCGCUUCUAUUGAUCAAGGACUAUCAUCCCUCAAUGUGAAGAUCUAUAUCAUGUUGAUUCGCAAGCAUGACACAGCCAUGCAGAUAAAUGGAAGCGAUGCGGGCUCAGGGACUCCCUCGAAAGCGCCAUCCACGGGGGCAUAUGAGGGAAGAUACAAUGUUAGAACACUUGGCGUCAAGGAUAUCAAUAAUUUUGCAGCAGACGACCUGUACGAAGCAAAGAACAUGAAGCAGAAACCGGCAAUUUCUCCGCUUCCAAAAGGUGGGGCUUCGUCGGACGACUCUCAUGCAAACAGAAAGUAUAAGUGGGAUGUGAAGCCUGGCGGCUCCUAUGUGCCGACGGUACCGUCUCUGGGAAAGAAGGAGGACACUAAGGAGAGCGAGGAGCAUCGUCAGCGCAAAUGGGAAGUCAAAUUUGCCCCCCAACUUGCAACGGCAACUCGCCGCACUCUGGUUGUCACCUCAGAUGUGAUGAACUACAUGAAUCAGUUCAGCAACGAGAAUCAGCUCAGGACGGCCAUGGGUGGAGGUGGUCAGAGUGAGGCACAGCCUCCUAAGAAAGAGCCAGUCCCUCAGCAUGUAAACAAGACUGCAAUUAAGCCAGCGCCUGUUAGUGAAGCGGAGGAAUCGGUUGAGGUCCAGGAGACAAACCAAGACACUGCUGAGAGAGAAGAAAACUUUGACGAAAAAGAGGAAUCUUACAAUGAUGAGGGUGAUGAUGAUGAUCUUGGUGAUGAUGAUGGUUCCUUGUACAAGGGCAUUCCACCAGCCGGUGUCAUUGAGGGCCUCAUGAUGAUGCUGAAUUCUCCAGAUGCCACUGAGAAAGCGAAGGCAGCAGCAGCGCUGUGUAAUAUAUGUUCAGAGACAGAUCCGAAUAGGGAGCUCGUUGUGCAGGCUGGUGGACUUCCUUCGCUUAUCGAUAUGCUCAAGAACCCAUCGCCCGAAGUACCUUUCAUGCAGUCAGCAGCUGCUGCAUGCUUAUGCAACCUUGCUGCGAAUAUGAACUCGAAAGAGAUCAUUGCAACAUCUGGAGCUUUGGAAGUGUUGGUUGAUGUGUUGAAAUCGGACAACCAAGCAGCUGCCGCCCAGGCUGCUGGAGCGCUGUGGUCUUUGUGUGUGGACAACGACAUGAACAAGCAGCGAGUGGCUGAUGCUGGGGCAAUACCACAUCUCAUCACCUUGUUAUAUGCGCCGGAUACAUUUGCACAAUCUCAGUCGGCUGGAGCGCUGUCCGAGUGCUCAAUUCGCAACGACAACAACAAGAAGCUGAUUUCCGAGCAUGGAGCCAUCCUCCCCCUUGUUAAGAUGUUGAGAUCGCCGGAUCUUUCAGUUCAACGUCUUUCUUCGUGUGCAAUUUGCAAUGUUUGUGCAAACCACGAGGCGAACAAGAAGGAGGCGAGAGAAAGGGGGGCUCUGCCGGUCCUUGUUCACCUGCUCUCAACCUCUCAGGUUCCAGAGGUGCUUUCCCCUGUGGCUGGUGCCAUCUGCAACUUGUCGAUGAAGUGUGCAGAGAACAGGGCGGAGUUUAUCCGUUUAGGAGCAGCUGAGAUCUUGCGGCAUUAUGUUCCUUCGCCUGUCCCGUCGCUGCAUGGCAAUGCUCUAGCUGCCUUGGAACAGCUGGAGUUGGGAUGA